CAUUUGCACCCUGGAGGACAGUUCGCCGCUCCGCGUUGAGAUGAAAGGGUUUACGCUGAAUAAUGUUUGCCAGUGUGGCUUAUUUGCUUAUCUUGUCUUAUUUUCUUUCAUGUCUUUUACCGCCGCAGUCAGUUUCGACCUGACUGAGCUUAGGAAUAAAGUUGCAAAAAUUAAAGUGAAUCCAAGAGGCAAUCUUUGGGCUACAGGACAUUUCAUGGGCAAGAAGAGUGUGAUGGAUGCCCCUCUGCUGCCUUCAGCUGAGGGGCAGGGCGCUGAUGCGCUGGAAGACACUGCGGGGCAGAGCGCUCUCGUGGAGCUUUUCCAAGAGUUCCUGAAGGUGGCGUUACAAGCGCAGGUGGAUACACUAGAGAGCCGCACGAAAACUCAGGAGGCGGACAUGUUGAUGAAGAUUUUAGAAAGCUACAUCCAACGCAGAAAGUGAUACAGAGGAUGUCUGGCACGCAUGGACACGGAUGCGGGGUCAUCUGGCCUCAUGGGUUCAAAUAAAUACAUUAGACGCAGUCUACAGUCUCCUGCUCAUCAUGAUUGUAAUUUACUGUAACUGUCAUACUGCUGAUG
Messenger RNA from Perca flavescens (yellow perch), 579 nucleotides. It is a transcript of the gene nmbb, whose product is annotated as neuromedin Bb. NCBI's taxonomy places the organism in Eukaryota, Metazoa, Chordata, Actinopteri, Perciformes, Percidae. Gene Ontology annotation, cellular component: neuron projection. Gene Ontology annotation, biological process: neuropeptide signaling pathway; positive regulation of hormone secretion. Gene Ontology annotation, molecular function: neuropeptide hormone activity; neuromedin B receptor binding. Bases 41 to 442 code for a protein of 133 amino acids. The record is from RefSeq and is a predicted model, not a curated record. The transcript has 3 exons.